Molecule: messenger RNA, 1953 nt
Organism: Iphiclides podalirius (scarce swallowtail)
Lineage: Eukaryota; Metazoa; Arthropoda; Insecta; Lepidoptera; Papilionidae
Source: the annotation of a GenBank genome assembly
AUGGAUCUAACUAAUUCGAGGAGAGAUUUAGACACUGAUACAUUUAGAAAUGAUGAACCAGGAUACGAUAGAGCACGUAUGAGAAGACAGUCAGGAGGCUUUGUAGAUUUAGGAAAUGAGUCACAAUAUGGUACCGGCGGACAUCAAGCUUCAGGAGCGAAUGAAAUAUUCGCUGAUAUUCAGGGGGAUGUACCAUGGUGGAAAUCAAAUUUUUUUAUAUCGCAGCCAGUUCUUUUUGGUACUUGGGAUGGAGUAUUUACAUCUUGUCUGAUCAAUAUUUUCGGGGUAAUUGUAUUUUUAAGGUCUGGUUGGAUGGUGGGCCAAGCAGGCUUAGUUAAUGCAAUAUUAAUAGUGAUAUUUACAGUAUUUGUAGCACUGAUCUCAGUAUUAUCAGCAGUUGGUAUUUGUGAAAGAUGUAGAAUAGAAAGUGGUGGUGUUUAUUUUUUACUUGGACACACUCUAGGAUCCAGAAUGGGAGGAACGUUAGGAAUGGUGUAUUGUUUUGGACAGGCUGUAGGUUGUGCCCUCAAUGUAUUUGGUUUUGGAGAAUCUAUGGCAAAUUUGAUUGGCUCAGAUAAUACAUGGGCAGCUAGAGGUUUUGCAAUAGCCGCUGUGCUUCUAUUAGGAGUUAUUAAUGUGGCUGGAGUAAAAUGGGUUAUAAAACUGCAAUUUGUUUUGCUAUUAAUAAUUUUAUUAGCUGCACUAGAUUUCUUUGUGGGUUCCCUUACUACAAUUCCAACUGCUGAAUUCAAAGGUUGGCUAGGUGGAACAAUAGCCAAUAAUACUUGGGCAAACUAUCAAGAUGGCUACACAUGGUUUAAAUGUUUUGGUGUAUUCUUCCCCACAAUUACUGGUAUUUUGGCAGGAAUUAAUAUGAGUGGAGAUUUAAGAAAUCCAUCCAUCAAUAUUCCAAAUGGUUCAUUGGCAGCUAUUAGUACUGGAACAUUCCUUUAUCUAAUGUUUGUUAUAACAUUAGCAGCCACUGUAACACGAGAAGCGCUACUUAAAAAUUUUUCAAUAACAGCAGAUAUAUCAGCCGUCACAAUUUUACUCCUUGCUGGAUUAUAUGUCAGUUCUAUGAGUUCAUGUCUAGGUGCAAUGUACGGGACACCCAGAGUUCUGCAGAGUAUUGCAAACGAAAAAGUCAUACCUGGAUUAGAUGUACUUGGACAUGGGAGAGGCCCAAAUAAGGUGCCUGUUUAUUCUAUGAUUGUAGUUGCUGUAGUAACUGUAACAUUCAUCAUUAUUGGUGAUAUUAAUAAACUCGCACCCAUUGUCACCAUGCCUUUUCUUAUUACUUAUGCUAGUAUUGAUUAUUCUUAUUUUGCUCUCGCCCAAACAUUUGAUUUGCAACACAAGCGCGAAAUGAGAUUUCAAGGUCACAUGCAAAGAGACACCCAAGUCUAUGGAGCAACAGGCAGUGAUCUCGAUCUGUUGUUUCCUGAAAGAAUACGGCACAAGAACGUCGGCGAUUUUACGCCGUCUCCUACUGACUCGGCGAUAAUGAAUGGACGUAUGACCAAUGGUGAUGCAAAUAGGCCGAGUGUAAAUGUGCACUCAAAAAACAAGAAUUGGUAUUCGCAUCUUUGUAAUCGUUGGCUGUCUCUUGCAGGGGUGGCGAUUAAAAUUUUGUUAAUGUUUUUGGUACACUGGGUAUAUGCCCUUGGGUGCCUUUCCAUUUUGUGGCUUUUAUGGCUAUACAUUGGUGCUGCCAAUCCAGCAGUAAAGCCCGGCAGGGCAUCAGAUUUCCGAUUUUUCCACUGGUUGAAAAUAUCGUUUUUACAGGCCAUUGGAAAACGGCCGUUGGAAUAUGAGCAACUAGUGGUGACACCAGUUCAUGCAGACAUAUCCGUCGAACAGGAGAGGCUUAAUGACGACAACGAAGACUUUGCCUCGCGCCGUCGCUACCACCAAUCUACCGCUCUUCAAAGUCAUCUCGUUAGCGUCGAGACA